AUGGCUGCAGUUGCCAGUGAGCCUAACAGCAGCUGGGAGAGCACUGCGCAGAGGGAAGCCCAGGGCAGUGGCACCUGGGAUCUGUACGUGCGACAGAGAAGCCUCAUCCGGCAGUUCCUGCGCUCCAGCCUCAGCCUCCCCUACCUCCAGAAGCAGCAGAACAAGGUUCGUGCCCUGAAGAGGUGCUCCUUUUACUUGGAUAUUGAGCCCAAAUACGUGAACGUGACAGACCAGAACCAUGGGAUGCAUCGCAUCGAGAUCCUGCAGCUCAUAGGCGGCCAGCGGCUGCGGAGGGUGCGGAAGAUGGGAAAAACCCAGACCCAAAUCCAGCUGCUGCUGCUAACGGAGCUGUUGGAACAGCUGCACCAAGGCCGGCAGGAGCUGAACUUCUAUGUAGAGUUCUGUGACAUGACGACUUUCUUCUCCCAGUGGGACAGGAUCAGGCAGAAACUGUGCAAGCUCACUGGGUAUAUGGAAACCCUCCUCUCCUUGGAGUUCCCAGGGAAGAUCUGCGUCAAGCACAGCCUGGUGUCCCACAUGGAUCUCACGGGCAGCAGACCCCCCAGCUUCAGCCUGUCCCUCUACACCAAGAUGCCCGUGGUUUUUGAUCGCAAGGAAUCUUUUGCGCUCGACAACUGGGCCAGGCUCAAGUGGUUUACGGAGAACCAGGAGUCACACCUGGAACAGUGCGAGCUGAGCUUCAAGCUACUGACAGUCGGGUUGGAAGUGGGAUUCGGCAGGACCUACCAAGUCAGCUCCAACUCCUGCGUGGUCCACAGCCUGAAGCCCGGCAGAUCCUACGAGUUCACCAUUAGAAGGUCACCCGAACAGGCCCUUGUCCUUGAGGAGUGGCACGACACCAUCGUUCUGACAACGCGCACCACCAAAGACGUGCAGAGAACCCCGGAGGGAUGA
Molecule: messenger RNA, 915 nt
Organism: Pezoporus flaviventris
Lineage: Eukaryota; Metazoa; Chordata; Aves; Psittaciformes; Psittacidae
Gene: FNDC11
Product: fibronectin type III domain containing 11
Exons: 1
Coding region: 1-915 (304 amino acids)
Molecular function (GO): protein binding
Source: RefSeq, a predicted model, not a curated record